AUGACCACAAUUCUGAGACCUUUUGCCCUUGUUCCAGGAUCCGUCGAACGAGACGCUGAACGCAUACCUGAUAGGCGCGAGCGCCCUCGUGAAGAGGGGAUCAACCCAGAGGCCCAUUUGGUGUUGAAUGACGAGUUUGGUCGCGUUGACCCCACCGGCUGGUUCCCACACUAUAAGAAUUGUGUUCAGCACUUCGUCGACUGUAGCCAGCACACUCCCCAAGUGCAGGCCAUUGCCGCGUUCAUCAACAUGCGACUACCCUGCCAACAACCUUCAGAGUCUAGCGCAGUGUCUCCAUCAACGCCAUCCCCCUUUAUCUCCCUGCGGCCGUAUGUCAGACGUUUGAUUGUCACCGCGCAGGAUUCACCGGCUGUUAUGCAAGGCUUCUUCGGUGGUGACUGGGAGGCUGGCGUGGGCUGUAUCUACAAACAAGAGCGGGUAAACUAUCUGUUCACGGCUAAGAGCAGCGGUUGGGCCUCUACAAAGGCUGCCUACGACAUUUCUCCAGCUGAAGAGACCCCCUUCUUGAGGCCCCUGCGUGACCCCUCGGAGGACGAGAUUCGAGCAGCCGAGGCACGGUGGAGUGAAUGGCUGGCAAUGGAGGAUUGGAUGAUCGGAGCGCGCAGUCCCUGGUAG
Molecule: messenger RNA, 636 nt
Organism: Penicillium robsamsonii
Lineage: Eukaryota; Fungi; Ascomycota; Eurotiomycetes; Eurotiales; Aspergillaceae
Exons: 1
Coding region: 1-636 (211 amino acids)
Source: RefSeq, a predicted model, not a curated record